Molecule: messenger RNA, 6765 nt
Organism: Pygocentrus nattereri (red-bellied piranha)
Lineage: Eukaryota; Metazoa; Chordata; Actinopteri; Characiformes; Serrasalmidae
Gene: mafga
Product: v-maf avian musculoaponeurotic fibrosarcoma oncogene homolog Ga
Exons: 3
Coding region: 391-879 (162 amino acids)
Biological process (GO): regulation of transcription by RNA polymerase II; regulation of epidermal cell differentiation
Cellular component (GO): nucleus
Molecular function (GO): RNA polymerase II cis-regulatory region sequence-specific DNA binding; DNA-binding transcription factor activity, RNA polymerase II-specific
Source: RefSeq, a predicted model, not a curated record
CGUUAUGCUGAGUGUGCACGCGCACGCCGCCGCCGCCGCCUCCUCCUCCUCCUCCUCCCAUUCACUCCCGGUGCGCGCUGUGCUGUGAGCUCAUAGCGCUACAGCCGCCAGAGCGCCCGCCGCACAGAGCGCCGUGCUGAUUCAUCGCCGCUCCGCACCGCGAGGCUCAGCGCGACCGGGCGACGGGCUGCUAGGAGGGGAUUCCCUUCGCUCGACACGGGUGGGAGGCGGCGAGACGCGGAGUGACAGCUAGGGGGGCUUUUUUUAUCGUCGAGAAACGCGCGACCCGGGCUGGGCGAGCAGUGCCCUCAGCUCGAAGCUCAUCCUUCAGCCGCGCACGGCGCCAUCAGCAGGAAGUCUUACUGGGCAGUUGAGAGCGGCUCUCGUGGCAUGACUACUACAAACAAGGGAAACAAAGCGCUGAAGGUGAAGCGGGAGCCGGGGGAGAAUGGCACGAGCCUUACGGACGAUGAGCUGGUGUCCAUGUCGGUGCGGGAGCUGAACCAGCACCUGCGCGGCCUCUCCAAGGAGGAGAUCCUGCAGCUGAAGCAGCGACGGCGCACGCUCAAGAACCGCGGCUACGCUGCCAGUUGCCGGGUGAAGCGCGUGACGCAGAAGGAGGAGCUGGAGAAGCAGAAGGCGGAGCUGCAGCAGGAAGUGGAGAAACUGGCCUCCGAGAACGCCAGCAUGAAGGUGGAGCUGGACGUGCUGCGCUCAAAGUACGAGGCCCUGCAGAGCUUCGCCAGGACUGUGGCCCGCAGCCCAGUGACCCCCACCAGGGGCCCCAUCACCUCUGUCAUCGGGCCCCUCAUACCGGGCAAAGUGGCCGCCACCAGCGUCAUCACCAUCGUGAAGUCCAAAACAGAAGCGCGAUCAUAAUGCACAGCUGAGGGGAAUGCCCUUAAACUCUUCGGUCAGUGCAUCAGUAUCAAGCACGGGUCUAUGGCUUCUGCUUCUGGCUGAAAUGAAAAAAUAACUAGCACUUGAAUAUGCGCUGUCCAGCAGUGCGCUCCUGAAACGGGCAAUUAUGGAGAGUUGCGGUGAGCUGAUCUCAGUCACUGUCUGCUCUCUGCUCUCUCAUCGCAACCGUGUCCUGCGCUUCUGUUCAAAAGUUUGGAAUCAAUGGUUUUAAUAAAUGGAAAACCACGUUUUGUUGCAGGUACGUGGGUAACACGAUAUUGAUAUACUAUUCCUGUGCGAUCUCACAGGUUUCAGAUCCUUCAUAGGGAGAUAGGAAGCUGAAACUCUAUAAAGAAAAAGACGUGUUGCUGUAGGUGACAGCAGGGCUGUCCGAUUGGGUUUCCUCUGGGCCACAGCCCUGCAUCUAUCCUUUAUCUAACACUCUCAAUUAGCUUAGGGGCUGAAUCAGGUGUGUCUAAUGAGGCAGAACACUAUUGUUGCCUUCAACUAAAGACAGUAACUCGGACUAGGAAAGAAAUCAAAGAAAACAUCCCCUCAACUGGGAGUUCCUACUGGGAAAAUCGAGUUCGGAGUAAUCAUAUUAACGUGGAUGCUUCAUGGUCAACGUGGUUUGCUGUUUUGUGAAGGUAAUGUUAGCUGGCUGGCCUUUUGCAGAAGGUACUUGCUUUCAUCGAGGUGUUCAGGUUUGGCGAGGUCGUAAAUGAUUUCAUUCUGAUCUCUGACGUCCUCUGAGUUACGUUGAACACCAGUUGUGGCCCAGUAGGACCCUAGUUUGACAUUCGUGUUGUCAAAUGAGCCAGAACUCCGAAAAACUGUGCAUAGCAUCCUAGAUGAAAUUAUAAUAAAAUACAGGAAUGCUUCAUUUUUUACUGAGUAAUCAUCGAAUCUCAAGGCGGAUAACUUGACCAUUAACCAGUACUUACAGAAUACUAAUUAUUGCCUAAUAAUAUAGAAUGGAAUAUGUGAAAAUAACUUUAGGGUGUGUAGUUUAUGACAUUUUAACUGUAGAAUUUACUAUUUUAUAUUAAAAAAAAACGUAACGUCAUUCCAAUCUUUUGAACAGUCGUCUUUUCUUCAGUGCUUCUCAUGUCUCUGCACUGCCUGAUUUAACUCACCUAAUUUUGUGCUAAUUGGCAAGUUUUCAAUUAUCUGAAUCAGCUGUGAUGGAGCAGGAAAACACAACUCCGAGCAGGGAGUACAUUGAGGAACAUUGCAGUCCUCGGCAAUUAACACUAAACUGUCAUUGUCACGACGCGCUGAUCUUCAUAGCACUGCUGGUCCCCUGACGCGCCCGGGGAAAUAAGAGAUUAAUAUUGUUUUCAGUUUUCAGAUUCCUGUGCUUGAUGUCAUCCACUGACCAGUUUACAAAUGGGCAAAGCGAGGAGCGCCAUCACGAUUUCACAAGUGAUGACGAAAACUGUUCGAUCUGAAGGUUCAAAUCUUCAUUUUUAAACAACCUUAGGCUGAAACAAGCCAGUGCUUUCCACAGACUGCAGCUGCUGAGUCGUUAGCAUUCUUACCCAGAUGACUGAGGUAAUUUAGGCCAACACUAUUUUAUUUAUUCUGCACUGAAAGGAGAAAUUGCCUCUUUGGACUAGGCGAUGAAGUGGAGAUUCAGAAGUAGUCGUAAAAUUACAGUUGUGAAACUGUCACAUCCGUAAAAAAACAACCAUAACCCACGGAAUGACUCUGCCAGCAUGACUGUGGCUCUAGAAAUGGGAAAUAUUUGACUGGAGUUUGGAAAGAUGCUGCUUUCGUCUUCUUCAGCUUUUUUGGCCUGGAGAUAAAAGCAAGGUAACACAUUUGUUCAGGUUCUGUACGAGGAUGCUAAUGUUAACACUGCAAACUCAGCAAACGCCGUGAGUGGAAAGCAGCGGCCACUCGUUGCUUAAAGAUGAGAGUUUGAUGUCCUGUUUCCAGAGUCCAGAGUCCGUUUUCCCCGAAACAGCCGAGAAUCAGCUGUUGGCUGUUUUUGUUUUGUUUCUCGUUUUGUUCAAUUCCAUUUGUGGAAUGAUGUUUACAAGUUAUAUUCUGAGGAAUAUGACAAGGAGAGGCAAUAAAAUAUUGUAUUUAUGCAUGGAAAAUAAGAAAUCCAGUAGCUGUGUCUAAAGGUGAUGUUCACCUUCUGUAGACGCAGGUUACACAGAGUUCGUCAUGAGGGAGCCUUUCCAUAAAAUAUAGCAAACAGUUUUCCUUGUUUCCUGACUCGGAGGAGUGGCUACUAGUGUUUUCCGUCGUUUUUUGAACAUGUUUUGAGGUAAACGUUCGUAAAGUGCAUUGACAAACGUGUGAAAUCUUGAGAGGUUUAGUUCCGUUCGACGUCCUAGAGCUGUAAACAUUUUGUUUUGUUUUGUUUUUGGGUUAAUCGCGGUUCUCCAAACACAACCUACACAGGCUUUAUCGUUGAAUUUAUUAGUAAGUGUUCCUCGAUGUCCUUGUCUGACUGAAGGUUUAGUUGUACUUUUCUUUCCUUUUUGGUAAGAAAAUCCUUUGUGAUUUAUAGGGGAAAAAAUGGAAAAAAAAAUCUUGAACUUGUUUGAUAUAAAUUUUGCAAUUGUACCAAAAGUGGCUUAUUAUUGAAGUCUGAUAGCUUUUCUAGUGACUAGGCGCGUGCAGUGGAGUAGCGCGUGGCGUGCUGUGAAAGUGAUCAGGUGGCAGUGUCGUCCACUGUAGUGGUGUCAUGCUGUACUAUUUAAAUGAAUAUAUUUAGAAGAGUCUCAUAAAACAAGGCGGUGUACAGAAGACAGUCAUCCAUCCACAUUCGUCCCUUCCAUGCAUUUGAUACAGGAUUUUGUAUUUUCUGGAUUUCGCUUAGCAAUGCAAAACUGAAUUCUUCCUCCGCAUUGAUCUCUCCCGAGUAACGGACUUCCAUGAUGCGACCUGCUGCACCUCGAUAUGAGAACGACGCUGAAGGUGCUCUCAAAGACAUGUUCUGAACACUUGCAGAGAGAGACAUGUUUUCAGACGUAGACAAGGCAAAGUUUUUGCAUACUAACAUUUGAGCUUCAUCACUGAGAACUGCAUUCAAUUAAUUUGGCCACGCUUUAUAUUAGGUGUCCUUUUUUUCUCUAUAACAUUUGGCUUGCAUGACAAAACUGAUCCGUAAAAUAAUGAAGCGGCUGAAUUCCGAACUGACUGUGCGACGUUUUUAAAUUGAACAGCAGCCCCUUUUUACAUGAGUGCCAUUGUGAAGGUCAUUAGCAGUGGCCAAUUAGUAGACUUCCUUCAUGUCGUACAGCCUGACAUACCAGGCAUAUGUAAAGAGAUUAUAGUAAUGCACUCAUCACGUCCGGUAUUUGCGUUUACUUGAGAUUUGUAAAUACAAAGGGGCCCGGUGGACUUCAUUGGGAUGCUGGAAAUGGAAAAACAUUACAUGCACAAACACAGAUUUAUGGUUUAUGGAUACCUAAAAUAAGUCUGAACCAACAUUUUGUUUGUUUACGUCCAUUAAGUUGCACAUGAGCUGUGUCGGCUUGAACAUGGCGCUGAGACUAUAGGCAAAGUGUAGCACUAUAGAUGCAGUACAGUACCUUCAUGAGCAUACGAGACGAUCAUAUUACAUAUGAUCAGGUUAUUUUCAUGACUGAAGUAAGUGAAAAUGCACUGUUGAGAUGAGCGUAUUGUUUUUGAUAUGCUCUUGCCUGCUUUCUGCUCAGGACAAAAACGUGUCGCGUAACGUACCGAAAGCAAUUCAUCUUUCACCUGGUGGUGAGGGUCCGUCGAGGAAUUUAGUGAGAGAGACUGGAUCGAGUUUGGGAAGUCCUUAAAACUACUGGCGUUUUUCUUUAAGGUUUUGUUGUGUGAAGACACAGAAGUGGAAACGGUCCUCCCAAAAAGUCCUUACGGCUUGCGUUCAUUAUUUUUUUGAAGAGAUGCUCCUCUCAGUUCAGGUUAGUGGUGAUUAGUUAAGAUGAUGCUGAAAUGAUUGGACCACCAGUCUAGCAUGUUUGGCUGAGCUGCUCCAUUAACCGCACCAGUAGACGUCUGGAGUUGGGUCAUCGUUUUAUUGUUGGUGUCAUGCACUAAUAAGGAACUCUGGGUUCAAGCUAGUUUUGCCUGUUCCUAAUCUGAUGUGUUUUGUUCUGUUUUCUGUGUACAUUUUUCCUCAAAUCUCAUUGGAUCUUCUGCAUUACUUGGUUGUUAAAUAGGCAACGUAUCAUUUCCAGCAUUUAAGCAUAUUAGAUCCAUAAUACAGACUAUAAAGAGACGGAUCUACUGUGUGCAGAUGUAACCAAACAGCCUUGAUUUCAUGCCUGUUGCUUCUAUUAAAAUCAAUGACUAACAAACAUUUUGUGGCCAUUUUUUCAUUUCUCCUAGAGGAGAAAGAAAUGACCCUAUCCGCGGCUAGAAAAGACUUAGCCCCCAUCCAUAAAUCUCUCCUGACACCCCUUGUGUUGGGUUUGGAACGUUUUUAUUAUAGAGGACAAUGCAGGGGGCGGUUUUGGAAAACGCCAUUCAUUUUUCACAUAGAGAAAAACGUCUCGGAGUUCCUAAUUUGAGCAUGACACCGACUGAAAUGGGUGGCAAGUCUGCACUAUUGUGUCUAUUGUGGUACAGCUCUGAACUCUGAUGACUAAUUGAAUCUGUAUGGUGUUAAGGCAGCGGUGCUCAGUGGCGUUCACAUCACUUCUACUCCAGAGCAUCAUGUUGUAUUGCAACCCUGGAAAAAUGAUGAUCCUGCCGUACUACAGUUUGGAGACGAUUUAUCCUCAGUUGACAUGUUGGCCGGGAGGCGUGCUGAAGCUGCAUUGUUCAUCGAAACAUCUUGCACCGCGAGGUUCCUGCUGAUUGCGUCGUGGGUGGGGGGGUCGUGCACAAGUGGGUCGGCGAGAUGGCAAGGGGUCAGUUUUGCCGUUUUUGCAGAACUGACCGUCCCUUGUGCAUUAAUUGCAUUGCAUCCAUGUUAAUGCAGUCAUCUGCGUUUUUCAAACAGCACCCAUUCUGAAAAAUCGGAGGGCCACUGGUGGCUUCUGCCCAUGGUGCUCCUCAGCGGUGUUAAAUGGAGUUCUUGGACAAAUGCCUCACUUUAUCCUUUUGUGGACAUACAUUAUUGAUCACCUUGACUCAGAGCUAUUUUGCACUGCCGUGUUUGCUGUAGCUCUUAUAAUAGUGCUAUUGUGAACCGGACAGUUGGAGGGAAUGAUAUCACACUGAGGAGUACACUGAAUAAUAAGGGAUGUUUAGAAAAACCUUCCAUCACCAAAUCGAUCAAGAAACAGGCUUACUAAGAGUGUGUGUGUGUGUGUGGGGGGGGGUUGCGGGGGGGGACUUGUCUGUUUUUUUGUUUCUUCACAGUAAGCAUCCAACUCUUUGACCCUUUCCAUUGUCUGAAAAGAGUUGGGAGGACUGAUAACUUUAUCAGCAGUUAUGUGACAAUAUGUACUAGCUUUAGGCUAAGUAGGCUUCGUUCAUCAUGUUCUAUGUUUGGUGAGCAGGUAACCACAGGUUUCUCUUUGGCUCCGAAUAGUUCUUUGUCUCAAAAGUGUUAAAUCAGAAAAUAAAGCUAUGAAACGUGAGGUGGUGAUCGGUGAAUUACAUUGAUAGAAUGUUGUUUUGGUUGCUUUUAUCUAUGGGUUGUAAUAAUAUAUAUAUAUUUCAGUACUUUGUAUCAAAUACGGUAACAAAAAUGGGUGAAUUGUAACUAUUUAUGAAUUAAAUUAUUGUACUUUUUUGCAAUCUGUAGAUACACAAGUGAUAUGAUGUAUUCAUAUAUAAGAACUGUGGAUUUUAACCAUGCAGUUAGUCAUUCUCGGGUGUGGCUAAGUUAUCGAUGUACUGUUGUAUAUACUGUAUGUUUGGCAGCUUCCUUUAUUUUAUAUAUGAUCAAUAAAAAAAAUGUUUUGA